AUGUUAAAAUCCCAGCAGCUGCUCCAGGCGGGCUGCCAGUCUUUGAUUCAAGGUGUACCAACGCCGUAUAGCUAUCAACCCUCAUUGGCCGCAGGAAUCGUUUUUUCUAUUCUCUUCUGCUUUCUGACAGUUGCCCACAUCGCUCAGUCUACUCAUGGAAGGAGGUGGUGGUCACUGGUAUUUGCCGUUGGAUGCUUCAUUGAACUUCUCGGAUGGGUCGCUCGAACCUGGUCUGCUGUAUGCCCAUAUAACUUAAAUGCAUUUCUCAUGCAAAUUUCCACACUUAUAAUGGCUCCAGUCUUCUUUGCAGCCGGGCUUUACAUCCUCUUUGGCGUUUUUAUCAGCAUACCGGGGUGCCACUCGUCGUAUCUAAGCCCUAUAUCUUAUUUUUGGAUUUUUAUCCUGGGCGAUUGCACCUCGUUGCUUCUCCAAGGCAUAGGAGGCGGCCUUGCUUCGUCAGAAAUGGCGCGAAUCAAUGGGGACUUAUCCCAAGGUACUCAUAUAAUGCUAGCUGGUAUUAUUUUACAGAUAGUGUGGAUGACUGGCUUUAUCUGUUGUGUUGUUCAUUUUCUUGCUGGUGUCAUCUUCUCCGCCUCUUCCUCAACGUUUGCAAAGACUCCAAUUGUACCCUUGCUGCGCGCGAUGGUCGUCUCAGUCAUCUGCAUCUAUAUCCGAUGUAUCUAUCGUACGGCUGAGUUGCUUCAGGGAUGGAGUGGAUAUUUGAUCACUCAUGAGGUUUACUUUAUAUCUCUGGAUGCAGGGAUGAUGCUACUGGCAGCUCUUGCAUUCAAUAUCGUCCAUCCUUCUGCGUUGUGCGAGCUCCCUACCAUUGGCCUUCACUGA
Penicillium canescens is the source of this 843-nucleotide messenger RNA. RefSeq names its product RTA1 domain-containing protein. Bases 1 to 843 code for a protein of 280 amino acids. The transcript has 3 exons. The record is from RefSeq and is a predicted model, not a curated record. Gene Ontology annotation, cellular component: fungal-type vacuole; plasma membrane. Lineage: Eukaryota; Fungi; Ascomycota; Eurotiomycetes; Eurotiales; Aspergillaceae.